Messenger RNA from Vicia villosa (hairy vetch), 2184 nucleotides. RefSeq lists its product as uncharacterized. NCBI's taxonomy places the organism in Eukaryota, Viridiplantae, Streptophyta, Magnoliopsida, Fabales, Fabaceae. Gene Ontology annotation, molecular function: oxidoreductase activity. The transcript has 9 exons. Bases 45 to 1976 code for a protein of 643 amino acids. The record is from RefSeq and is a predicted model, not a curated record.
UUACAAGAAACUGUUGAUCGUAACAAACACCAAGAAAACCGAAAAUGAACGUUCCAACAUUCUCAACUCCAGGAAAACCGAAAAUGAAGGCUGUUGCUGUUCACAACCCAGGUCCUCCUCGAGUUCUGCAUGUUCUAGAAAUCGACCAACCUCGUCUCAGAAACGAUGAAGUUCUCAUCAAAGUCAAAUUCGCCGCCGUUAACCCAGACGACAUUUCUCUCCGACAAGGCGCUUUCCCUUUCCCCAAAGCUGCAACUCUUUUCCUAGGUUUUGAAUGUUCCGGAAUCAUCGAAGCUGUCGGUAAAAAAGUCUCCAAAUGGAAAAUCGGUGAUCAGGUUUGUGCUCUUCUGAAUGGAGGUGGAUAUGCUGAGAAAGUAACUGUUCGUGAGGGACAAGUUCUUCCGAUUCCAAACGGGGUUUCUAUGAAGGAUGCAGCUAGUCUCCCCUUCGCUGCAUGCACUGUCUGGUUAAGUAUCUUUAUCACCAGCAGAUUAUCUAGAGGAGAAACCUUGUUGAUUCAUGGAGGUUCUGGUGGAAUUGACGCAUUUGCGAUUCAGGCAGCGAAAUUGUGUGGAGCAAGAGUAAUUGUUGUUGCAGAUGAUCAAGAGAGGCUAUUUUAUUGCGAUAGUCUUAAACUUAAAGCAGAUGUCUGCAUCAAUUGCAGAAUUGAGGACUUUGCUGCAAGGGUAGAGAAAGAAACUGGUGGUCGAGGUGUUGAUGUGAUUCUUGAUUGUAUUGGAACACCUUUCUUUCAAAAGAAUAUUGAUUGCUUAAACUUCAAUGGAAGGCUUUUCGUGAUCGGCACUCUAGGGGCGACGUUGUAUACUCAGAUGGAUCUAAAGGAUAUAGUUACCAAGCGUCUCACUGUCCACGGGGGUUACUUGCAUAAUAGGAGUUAUAGGAGUAAGCAAUUGAUCAUUGAAGAUGUGAAGAAGAAUCUCUGGCCUAGAAUUGGAUAUCGAGAUGGAGAGAUAAAUCCUUUGGUCCACCAAUGUUUCACUUUUUCUGAUGCAGGUGAGGCUCACAAGCUUCUGGAAACUGGUGACCAUAUUGGGAAGAUAUUGCUUGAGCCAUCAUUUGUGUUUGUGAUGGAUCUAACUCAACUCAGUCCUGCACAGAUAACUGUGUAUGGAUCUGCAUUCUGUGUCAUGCUCUCUAUGCAUUUCACUCUGCAGUUACUGUCUCAGCAUCUUUUCUAUUGGAAGAAUCCAAAAGAACAAAAGGCUAUUGUGAUUAUAAUCCUCAUGGCUCCUAUUUAUGCUAUUGUUUCCUUUGUGGGUCUCUUGGAUAUUAGAGGGAGUAAAGAGUUUUUCACUCUUUUGGAGUCUGUUAAAGAAUGCUAUGAAGCUCUUGUCAUUGCUAAGUUCUUGGCUUUGAUGUAUAGUUACUUGAAUAUCUCUAUUAGUAGGAAUAUUGUGCCUGAUGAAAUUAAAGGAAGGGAAAUUCAUCACUCAUUUCCUAUGACACUUUUUCAGCCUCAUUCGGUUCGGCUGAACCACCAUACUCUGAAGCUUCUGAAGUAUUGGACAUGGCAGUUUGUUUUUACCCGUCCGGUGUGUUCUAUUUUGAUGAUUACGUUUCAGCUACUUGGGAUCUAUCCGAAUUGGUUGAGCUGGAUCUUCACCAUCAUUCUCAAUGUUUCUGUUUCGUUGGCAUUGUAUUCUUUGGUGAUCUUUUACCAUGUGUUUGCUAAAGAACUUGAACCACAUAAACCUCUAGCGAAGUUUCUGUGCAUCAAAGGAAUCGUUUUCUUCUGCUUUUGGCAGGGAAUGGUGCUGGACGGUUUAGUAGCAGCUGGCGUGAUUCAAUCUCGUCAUUUGAAAUUAGACGUAGAGCACAUCGAGGAAGCAAUGCAGAACAUUUUGGUUUGCAUAGAGAUGGUGGUAUUUUCGGUUCUUCAACAAUAUGCUUAUCAUGCUUCACCAUAUAGCGGAGAAGUUGAAAAAAUGCUUAAACAAAACAAGAAAAAUGAAUGAUACCACCAUCUAGAAACAUGAAACAUGAAAACAUUGAUGCUAUAUUGCUAUGUGGAUGUGUUGUUUUGAUGAAGAGUAUUAUUAUUAUUAUUAUUAUGUAUAAUUGUACUGUACUAGGCUGUUCAUACUCCACUGCCAUAAACUCGCCUUCGUUUUGGUGACUGUAAUUUUUCAGCUCUACUAAAGAAAUUUGGCUUAUAUUUGAUCA